Rotaria sp. Silwood2 is the source of this 610-nucleotide messenger RNA. Lineage: Eukaryota; Metazoa; Rotifera; Eurotatoria; Philodinida; Philodinidae. The record is from the annotation of a GenBank genome assembly.
AUGCGAAUCGAAACAACACAAGGAACAACAACGAAUGCUAUUGGACUAAAUCUUAAAAGUUUACAGUUUUGGAAUCAUUUUAUGUAUUUAUUAACACGUAUUAUUAAUGAAGAUCGAGAAAGAUAUAGUUCAGUUUUAAAUCAAUUUCCGUCGGAAAUAAAUGUUGGUCAUAUAAGUGCAGAAACUUUAAGGAAAUUAUUUUCAGCUAAUCUUUUAGAACAUUUAGAAGGUAAUUUUUGUUAAAUUUCGAUAAAUAAAAUAGAAUAGUUAUUGAAUCUAUUUAUACAUUUACUACAAUUGCUAAUCAUCAAAUGAAAAAAAAACUUACCAUGCGACUUCAUAAAUUUUGUUGCUCGAUUUGGACGUACAUCUAUCAUUGAUUACGUACACAGUUUUUGUGACAUACAAUGGGCUAUUUAAUUUCAAUCUGAAUUUAUCAAAUAAAAAUAAGACUUUAUUUCAAACUGAAACGUGAGUCUAGGAGUGAGGGGGGUGGGUGACUGAGGGUGUGGGUGUUGGUCUGGGACCCACACACACACCCACACCCAUGGUGCGGGUGUGGGCGCGCGGGUGAGGGUGAGGGUGUGCGUGGGGUGUUGUGUACUAUAGG